Molecule: messenger RNA, 1032 nt
Organism: Phyllotreta striolata
Lineage: Eukaryota; Metazoa; Arthropoda; Insecta; Coleoptera; Chrysomelidae
Source: the annotation of a GenBank genome assembly
UUAUGCAAGCUCAUACGAAGAAAUAAUAAAAACAAAAUACUUUGUGGGAUCAGGUACUGGCACGGGAACCUUUUUGUAAAUAGGCACAGGUACCUUCUUCCAGUGAUAAAUCUUAACAGGCACGUGAAUGUGCUCCUUAACGUGACCCACCUCGAUGGGAAUUGGAAUUUUCUUAACAAUCGGAACUGGAAUGUCCUUGUAAACUUUAACAGGCACCUUUAUCGGUACGUGAACUGGAUAAGGACUGUCCACUUUAACAUCAACGGGAGUUGGCACCUGAACAGGCACUCUCCUCUCCACCGGAUAAGGAGCUGGACGAGCUACAGGAAUACCAACUUUAUUUAUCACCUCAACGUGCUUCCUGACUUCUCUGCCAAGGUUGACUACGGUGCCCAAAGGAAUUUCAGGCCCAACGUAAUUGUCCGUACUGGGAUCGACGGGAUGUCCGUAUACCGAAGAACCAUCAGGUAGUAAUCCUGAAUUACCUGGACCAAAUCCAGAAGAGCUGGGUCCAAACGAGGAUGCUGAACCGUGCACUGGUACUCCGUAGGAUGCGGACGGAAUGCUGGCUGAAGGUACUCCAUACGAUCCAGAUGGACUGUUAGCAAAGGCUGGUGCCCCGUAAGAUCCAGAUGGACUAUGGGCAAAGGAUGGUGCCCCGUAAGAUCCAGAUGGACUGUUAGCAAAGGCUGGUGCCCCGUAGGAUCCAGAUGGACUGCUGGCAAAUGCUGGUGCACCGUAGGAUCCAGAUGGACUAUUGGCAAAUGCUGGUGCGCCGUAGGAUCCAGAUGGACUAUUGGCAAAUGCUGGUGCGCCGUAAGAUCCAGAUGGACUAUUGGCAAAUCUGGAGUUGUCAUGGAAUGAUGGUAAAUCCAGACUUCCGCUGCCGAUGCCUUGAUUAUGCCCGUAGAUACCACGUUUGGUUUUCCUUGGUUCGGCAAGGCAGGCGGAAAAGCCUAUGGCGACAAAAAUUACCUGUGAAAUUAAAUAGAUAAAUAAAAUGUUGUUGUCUUUGAAGUGUGUAUGAAACAU